AUGGCAUUCAGAGGACGCGGCCGUGGUACAGGCGCAAAUUUUUCAGGAGGUGGUUCCCGUGGUGGAGGUGGGUUUGGCGCCCGCGGUGGCCGUGGUGGGUUUGGCCGAGACAACGGUCCACCCAGCGAAGUUUUAGAAAUGGGUUCAUUUCUGCACAGCUGUGAGGGAGAGAUGGUUUGCGAGUCUAUUAAUACCAAGAUACCAUACUUCAAUGCACCCAUAUUUCUUCAAAAUAAGACUUCUAUUGGUAAAGUCGACGAAAUUCUGGGCCCCAUAAAUUCGCUAUAUUUCACAAUAAAACCUAGUGAAGGUAUUCAGCCCACAUCCUUCAAGUCAGGCGACAAAUUUUACAUAGGCAACGAUAAAUUGCUUCCAUUAGAAAAAUUUCUUCCUAAACCCAAACCACCCCCAGGUGCACCGAAACCCAAACGAGCCGGGGGAAGGGGCGGUCGUGGAGCUCCUAUGAGAGGAGGACGUGGUGGAGGAAGGGGAGCUCCUCGUGGUAGAGGAGGAUUUUCAUCCAGGGGAGGUGAUAGAGGAGGUCGGGGUGGUGGUGGAUUUUCUCGCGGUGGCUCUGGAUUCACACCAAGAGGCAGAGGAGGGUUUUCUAGUCGAGGCCGUGGCUAA
Molecule: messenger RNA, 627 nt
Organism: Blumeria graminis f. sp. triticale
Lineage: Eukaryota; Fungi; Ascomycota; Leotiomycetes; Helotiales; Erysiphaceae
Source: the annotation of a GenBank genome assembly